GGAAGAAACCUGUAGGCGCGCAGAGGAAAAAGGAAAACGAGUUUAUGAAGUUCCGUCGGAGAGCCCCUACCGUUUUAUUUCCCUAUAUAAAGGAUUGAUUGAUUUGUAGCAUGGUGAAAGAUACCCAAAAGAAAAACGAAAAAACCUAAACUUUUUUUUUUGCUGUUCCAUCGAUCCUUGUUUUUUGAAGAUCAAUGAAGAUGAUGAUCUCAAAUCUUCCAACGGAAUUAGUAGAAGAGAUACUCUCUAGGGUUCCGGUAACAUCUACAGGAGCAGUGCGAUUGACUUGCAAAAAGUGGAAUACUUUAUCUAAAGAUGAGAGCUUUACAAAGAAACAUCUUGCUCAAGUAGUAGUGAGAAGAGAAGUGGAGCAGCUUCAGGCGAUUGUGUUGCUCAAUUAUAGUCUUUAUCCGAUGAGCAUCGAUCGAAUUCACUACAAUGACUUUGACCCUUCUGUGAAGUUUAGAGCUAAUCUUGUUAGCCUAAACGAUUCUGAUAAACUCGUCAUCACUCGAGUGUAUCACUGCGAGGGUUUAGUGUUAUGUCUCACGGAAGACUACACUAGGCUCGUGGUUUGGAACCCGUAUACAGGGCAAACUCGGUGGAUCCGUGUGGAACUCAGAUCCGAUAAGCACAGAGGGAUCUGGUAUAAUCAUGCUCUCGGAUACGACAAGAGCAACAACCAUAAAAUCCUGAGAUAUUUAAAUGUUCCCGGCGCCAUGUAUGUGCACGAAAUCUACGAUUUAAACUCUAGUUCAUGGAGGGUUCUUGAUGUCACUCCAGACUGGGAUGUGCAGUUUGAUAACUAUGGCCUGUCUUUGAAGGGAAACACGUAUUGGUAUGCUACAGAUAAGGUAUCCCGAGAAGACAUUCCUGAUUUCUUACUCUGUUUCGAUUUUACUACAGAAAGGUUUGGUCCGCGUCUGCAUCUGCCUUUUGAUUCUUAUAGUGAAGAUGCAGUGGUUUUAUCUAGUGUUAGAGAAGAGCAGCUUGCGGUGUUGUAUCAGCACUGUGAAACACAUGAGAUGGAGAUUUGGAUUACGAACAAGAUUGAGCCCAAUGCAUUGUCCUGGAGCAAGUUCUUAGCGGUGGAUAUGGAUCCACUCACAGGGUUUCGGUUCUAUAGCGGUGGCAGUUUCCUCGUUGACGAGGAGAAGAGAGUUGUGGUUGUUUUUGAUGAAGAUAAAAACGUAUCGGAAACCAAUCGCAACACAGCUUACUUCAUUGGAGAAAAUGGUUACUUCAGAGAAGUGGAUCUCGGAGAAAUUACAACAGCCAGAGAGAUCUUCCCGCAUGCUUUCUCUUAUGUUCCAAGUUCUGUGUUCUUUGAGUCUGAAUCUGAUGAGAAACGUUAAAAACUUUCUUACCUUUUGGCAUCAACUUUGCUUGGUUAUAUAAGACUCAUGUCUUCUGCUUUAUCAGAACAUUAGCUGGCAAGUGGUCUAAAUCGUCACUCAACCAGCUACGCUUUGUUUUCAUUCUUCCCGUAUGGCCAUGAUUUCUUGAAGAGUAUCCGGACAAUCAUGCUGUGAAACAGAUACGCUACUGCAGGGUCAGUACUUGAAAGAUGGGGAAGAGCUCGUUUCAGCUUUCAAUAUCUUCAAG
Messenger RNA from Camelina sativa (false flax), 1605 nucleotides. The record is from RefSeq and is a predicted model, not a curated record. NCBI's taxonomy places the organism in Eukaryota, Viridiplantae, Streptophyta, Magnoliopsida, Brassicales, Brassicaceae.